Hyaena hyaena (striped hyena) is the source of this 1002-nucleotide messenger RNA. It is a transcript of the gene FGF17, whose product is annotated as fibroblast growth factor 17. Gene Ontology annotation, molecular function: type 1 fibroblast growth factor receptor binding; type 2 fibroblast growth factor receptor binding; growth factor activity. Gene Ontology annotation, cellular component: cytoplasm. Lineage: Eukaryota; Metazoa; Chordata; Mammalia; Carnivora; Hyaenidae. The coding region runs from base 272 to 796 and encodes 174 amino acids. The record is from RefSeq and is a predicted model, not a curated record. The transcript is spliced from 4 exons. Gene Ontology annotation, biological process: regulation of cell migration; positive regulation of protein phosphorylation; animal organ morphogenesis.
CACCUCCCUCCACUAAGAAGGCACUCACCCCUAAGUGGCGGGAGGAACACUGACUGAAAGGGGGACAGGGUUCCCUGAGGGUCCUGAGCAGCCAGGGGGAAAGGCAGAAGAGAUGGGCAUGAGCUCAGGAUUCCACAGUUGGUGCUGAAAAGAAAUGCUUAUAGGGGUGUUGCAGGAGCCGAAACAAAAGGUCUUAGAGCCUCCAUAAUGCUCUCUGGGGGAGAAUCACCCGUCUCCUAAUUUUAACCAGUACGUGAGGGACCAGGGCGCCAUGACUGACCAGCUGAGCAGGCGGCAGAUCCGUGAGUACCAGCUCUACAGCCGGACCAGUGGCAAGCACGUGCAGGUCACCGGGCGUCGCAUCUCUGCCACCGCGGAGGACGGCAACAAGUUUGCCAAACUCAUAGUGGAGACGGACACAUUUGGAAGCCGUGUGCGCAUCAAGGGUGCUGAAAGCGAGAAAUACAUCUGUAUGAACAAGAGGGGCAAGCUCAUCGGAAAGCCCAGUGGGAAGAGCAAGGACUGCGUGUUCACAGAGAUUGUGCUGGAGAACAACUACACGGCCUUCCAGAAUGCCCGGCACGAGGGCUGGUUCAUGGCCUUCACCAGGCAGGGUCGGCCCCGCCAGGCUUCCCGCAGCCGCCAGAACCAACGAGAGGCCCACUUCAUCAAGCGCCUCUACCAGGGCCAGCUGCCCUUCCCCAACCACGCUGAGAGGCAGAAGCAGUUCGAGUUUGUGGGUUCAGCCCCCACCCGUCGGACCAAGCGCACUCGGAGGCCACAGCCCCAGACGUAGUCAGGGACACUGGGGGCAGCUGCCCCUCACCAGCCUUCCCAUCCCCUUCCCCUCCUAAUCCCAAGACUGGGCUGGGGUGGAGGGAGGGGAGUCAGAGCCCCCAAGGAGGACCCUGAGGACCUAAAAGCAUCAGCGCCUCAAGCCAAAAGGGGCAGGACUGCCACAGAGCAGGGCUGGGGCCUCAGGGCCGCGGCCUCAGACCCCAC